Molecule: messenger RNA, 2775 nt
Organism: Penicillium atrosanguineum
Lineage: Eukaryota; Fungi; Ascomycota; Eurotiomycetes; Eurotiales; Aspergillaceae
Exons: 1
Coding region: 1-2775 (924 amino acids)
Source: RefSeq, a predicted model, not a curated record
AUGAAGCAAUGGUCUGUAGUGCACGCGCUUUUGAACCAAUUCAUCGAUGUAUGCGAGACCAUCGGGCCUUACGAGAUUCCUCAACAUUUAACACCAACUCUCGACUGGUUUGCGGGUAACAAUUCGCUGGACCAACUCACCGGCAGCGAUCCGUCGGCCGUGAGACAGAGUGUCGGAUCGCUUCCGACAUCAGAUACCACUUCUCUCGAUGCUAUUACAAUGAGGCCUGCGGCGAAUGGCCUUUGCCACCGAUUCUUAGGUGAACUUCUGUACAAUGUUGGAUCGUUGGCUCUGGCUGCAGCGGAUAGUGCCUCAGAGGAAUCCAAGGCUGCCAUGUCCUGCGUGUUCCGCCUUCUUGCACGCAUGCACAACCUGGGCUUGAUUUCUGACAAAAUUUACCAAUUCCAGCCUAGCAAUACCCACGACCAAAUUUUCCGCCCCCCUGGGCUACAUCUGCUUUCAAGUCAUAUCAUGACGGUUCUGUCUGAUGCAGCAUGGUUGGAACAUGAAUCUGAAUUGGCAAAGGCGGCCACUGAAGCAGGAGAGGACCCGCCAUUUUUGCCAUUCCCUCUGGAAUUUCGAGAACUGGGCCCGGAAAUUUGGUUUGAGCUCAUUCUUUGGUGUUGUGUUGAGCAUGGAUUUGCAAAACAAGGCGCAUUGUUGGUUAAAGCGAUGCAUAGUCGGCAGGGCGACAAUGAAUGGAAAGUCGAGAGCUGGGCACCUCUGGCCCAGGCUCUUGAUGUGGUGCAACAAACGAACAUUCCUACGGAGCAAUCUUGGCGCCGUCCGGAUGAUAACGCCCCUCCCGAUGUGUUCAAGGGACGCAAUAAACCUCCUUUCAAUGGCCUGGGCAAAAGGACAAUAAGCGUGGAGGUGGUUGCAUGCUUGCGAGACACCCUGUAUGACAAAGCUUAUAAUGGAGUCGGCUUCUACGGAACAUCUCCUUCGGAGCUGCUCAAACUCGAGGCCCCCAUGAAUAAACUCCUUGAUCCUGCUGGGUCCAACGACGACCUUCGGCCGACAAACAUGUUGACUAAUUGGCAUAUUACACGAAUGGUCGAGUCUGGCUGUAUAGAGCCCAACAAGGACCCUGUCGCAUUUCAGCGAGUACUGCGCUCGACUCAAAGCGUGGUACCACCAUGGCAACCAGGUUUUAUUACCCCCGAGGAGAAACUUGACAAAGUGACAAGGUCUCAGCUGUAUGACGAGUCCGCGGCCAUCUCUGGCCUGGUGGAGUACAAUAUCAAGGCAUUUGCCCAUCAACGCCAAGCUUCUCGCUCUUUCCACCAAUUUGCCUUGCUCCAGAACAUCGUCGAUGCUAGCAAGGCUCAGCACAUUCAAGAAUUCUUUGAGCAUAUGGGGAGUUCCGAAUUUGCGGAUACCAAGUUUUUGGACGAUGCCCUCUCGCCUAAUCUGAAGGUACCACAAUCAUCUCUGCCAGGACUAUCCGAAGGGACAAUGGCCGGGUUGAUAGAUCUGGCAACCUCGAGCCGUGCGUAUGGAUUCGGAAACUGGCUGCUCUUCAACGACGAUGGAGAUGGGCCUUCGAUCCCUGCAAGCUCCUACGGCAAUCAAAUUCUGGCGCCAGCGCUGUUACGAUUCGCAACUGCCACCAAAAACGCGGAACUCUGCGAAAAGAUCAUUGCUUCCUUGAGCAUGCCGCUUUCUGUCAACACGUUGAAGUCCCUUGUCAAUUUCCACAUUGCCUUAGCAGACUGGACCCGCGUGCGCAUGACACUAAACUAUAUGCGGGACUUUAGAUUGAAAUCUUGGGGAUUCCACAAUCUUACUUCAAUGGCAGCCAAAGUCGUCAAAAUGGACGCUGCCCUUAAGAAAAAACAUGCUCGCGGGGAAACGGUGGAAAAGAAAGAGGAAGAAAACCUCAGUGCUGCCAAAGACAUCCUGCUGCGUUUCUUCUCCGGUGAAUUCAACACGAGUAUCAGCAAGAACCGUCGAGUCGCCGACUUCCAGGGAAGAGUCCUAAGGCGUCUGCAGCAAGUAUUGUCGAGUUUCCCCGAACCUCUGGCUGGCCUCAUGGAGCAGGUGAAAUUCAAACGAACAAGUAAAAGCCACCAGCGAAUGCACUACAUUCCCUGCGUUGCCUUCAAUGACAUGCUCGCCAGUGUGGUGGGAAUCAGUGGCAGCAAAGUCGGUAUAGAACUCUGGACACAAUGGUGUCAGGAUCUUCUCAAUCCAACAAUGCUCCGCCAGCAAGAAGGCGGCGUAGCACGCCUCCUAACGUACUCCGAAAUCGACCCAAGAAAAGGCGACCCAACCUUUGACCCAAAGUGGCACGACGAAGUCCAACGCAAAGCAGUGAUUCCAGACGUUAACACCAUCCGCAUUAUUGCACAAGCCGCGCUCCGAGAGUUCGCGCUAGAACAGGCAGCCACACCUCGCCCAGCCUCCGAUGACCUCCAAUCCCCAUCCCCAGCCUCAACCCCGUUCAAGAAUGGCUACCACCUCGACGUCCCCAAGUCCCUCUACAAAUACGUCAGCAAGAAAGGCGGCAAGCCACCAUCCUCCGAAGCCGAAGCCGCGCUCGACUUCUGCGCAACCAUGUACCUACGCGCCCGCAUCCCCGAAGACCAAAUCGAUGCCGACCUUCCAGGCCACAUGGACCGUCUACGCGGUCGCGGAGUCUUGAGCACGCGGCUCCGCGCCGGUGACUUGUAUACUGCGCGAGCAGCGCCGAAACGAGUCAGAGAUGAAGCGAAGGAACUCCAAAACGACCCAUUUAUGAAGUCUGAGCGGGUUGAGGCUUCGCAGGAGUGA